AUGAACGUGAUAGCGAUGAAUUAUAUGGAUGAGAUCUAUGAGGAUCCUGAGUAUGGUGAGAUGGGAGAACUGGAGGGGUUUUUGACUAAGGUUGAUAAGAGCGAGGACACGGAUGAUACGGGGGCGAGUGUGGAGGCAGCAGAGAAGCAGGAAGAGGAGAUAGUCACCAUGGAGGUAGCAAUGGUGAAUGAUGGAGAUGGAGAUGGUGUCAACACUUUUGUAGCAGCGAUCGUGGUUGAAGAUGAAGCAGUAAAUGCGAAGUGUGUGGGAGUUGAAGCUGUGAAAGGGGACAUCAUGGUGAAGGGAUCAAAGGCAAAUGCAACUGCAAAGGGGCGAGUGCUUACGAAAGAGGAACAGGUUGAGGGGUAUGAGACCCGAGAGGUGUUGGGUGCUAAGAUGCCGAGGAGAAGCGAGAGGCUUAAGAAAAUCUCUCAAGGUUUGGAUGUCAAGGUGCUCAACUUUAAGACACAGGGAGCAGCGCGAGGGGCGUGGGCAGCCGAUGAUGGCCCGCAAGGGGAGGCGCGGUACGGCGGGCGGGGGCGGGGUACGGCGGCGUAG
This is a messenger RNA of Closterium sp. Naga37s-1, 558 nucleotides long. The record is from the annotation of a GenBank genome assembly. Lineage: Eukaryota; Viridiplantae; Streptophyta; Zygnematophyceae; Desmidiales; Closteriaceae.